GUGGUUUGUGGACAACGGUGGAUCUGUAGAAUGCGUCUCCCUCAAGAUCGGGUUCCUUAGUUGCAUGAAGUACUUAUUGCUAGCACAAAAUGGAGACAACUCCAUAGAGAGAAAGUGGGACUCAGUGCAUUCGGUGAGACUCGGUGAGAGAAAGAACAGGCCAUCUGCUGAGGAAAAAGAAGGGGAGAGAGAGGGAGUAAGAAAAGAAGAAAGUGGGACAAAGCUGUCAGACGAUUGCGUCCCGACUGCACGCAUCGACUGCAUAUAGAGUUUUUCAUUCCGAAAACAUGGCUAGCACGAAAUCCCUUCUGACUAUGGAGUUUCUCUUCAUUUUGUCAUGGUGGUGCCUUGGGGGGGAACAACUUUCUCAUGCACAUACGAAAUCCACCCUCAAACCUGGCGAGGCGCUUCGUUACCCGGACCAGCUGGUUUCGGCCGAUGGGAGAUUUCGACUAGGCUUUUUCAGCUUCAGCAGUCUGGAUGUUUCGGAUGUCGGCUAUUUGGGAAUAUGGUACUCCAAAGAUGACUACCACACCAAAUUAUGGGUUGCGAACCGAGACAGCCCUAUAUCUGUCAGUACAGCAAAUCUCACAAUGGAGGCAGACGGCCAAUUGAGAAUUAAUGUGAAUAAUGGAGGGAGUACAAUUCCGUUGAAUUCUAAACAAACAGCACCAAACUCAAGCGCUACUCUAGAUAACUCGGGAAACUUCAUCGUGAAAGAGUUGAAUCCUGAUGGGUCUACCAAAAGGGUCUUAUGGGAAAGCUUUGAUUAUCCGACAGACACACUUCUGCCUGGUAUGAAACUAGGCAUCGACCAUAAAGCAGGGAAAGAAUGGAUACUUACUUCGUGGCUAUCCGAACAAGUCGCCGCCCCCGGAGGCUUUUCUCUCGAAUGGAGUCCUGUCAACGGGACGGGACAAUUGGUAAUGAGACACAGAGGGAAUAUGUACUGGCUCAGCGGGGUUGGGAGUAAAUCCGACUUUCAGAAUAUUGUUGAUCAGAUGACUUCAGAUUAUGUCUACUACAAUUUUAGCUAUAUUUUUAAUGAGAACGAGAGUUACUUCCUUUAUUCUGUUCCUGACGGGAGAAUUUCGAGGCUCGUCUUGAGCUCAGAUGGGAUGCUUACAGAUUAUCCAAAACCUAUUUAUGUGAGAAGUGGUAUGUGUUUCGGUUACUCCUCGGAACCCGGUUGUGUACAGCAGACUUCAACCUCUUGCAGGACUAGCAGUCAAAAAUUUGAACAGCGAAAGGUUCGAUUUCCAGAAGGAGUGUCUGAAUGGGACUACAAUUGGAACACCAGUAUUAGUGAUUGUUGGACUAAAUGCUGGAGCAGUUGUUCCUGCGUUGGUUUUCAAACAAAUUCAUCUACUGGAACUGGAUGCCUAUUAUACAGCGGUCAAUUUGUGGAUGUGGAAAACGGCAUCAAUCCUCAACAGAUUUAUGUUCUUAUUACGCCGAAAACUAUGAUCUUGGGAUGCUUAUGCUUUUGGACGAAGAAAAAACUACGACGAGAUCAAGAAAGCAAUCAGGAAGUUGAAAUUGCUUUACUGUUUGGAGACACAAAAGAGGCUAGCAAUGAUGGGAAGAAAGGUCAUGAUGUGGAAGUAUUCAGUUUUCCUUCCAUAGUCGCUGCUACGGACAAUUUUAGCUCCGAAAAUAAACUAGGACAAGGUGGCUUUGGUCCUGUAUACAAAGGAAAAUUACCUGAGGGGCAAGAGAUAGCUGUUAAGAGACUUUCGAGAAGUUCCGAACAAGGAUUGGUGGAGUUCAAGAAUGAGCUUAUACUCAUUGCAAAACUCCAACACGUGAAUCUCGUUAGACUUUUGGGUUGUUGUGUUACAGGAGAUGAAAAGAUAUUGAUCUAUGAAUAUAUGCCCAAUAAAAGCUUGGACUUCUUUCUUUUUGAUCCAAAGAAAAGGGAGCUUUUGGAUUGGAAGCGACGUCGUAACAUCAUUGAAGGCAUUGCUCAAGGGCUUCUUUAUUUGCAUAAAUAUUCUAGACUAAGAAUUAUUCAUAGAGAUUUGAAAGCGAGCAACAUCCUGCUUGAUAACGAUAUGAACCCCAAAAUAUCAGAUUUUGGCAUGGCCAGAGUUUUUGGCCGGAAUGCUGCUGACGAAUUUACAAAGACAGUAGUGGGAACACGUGGUUAUAUGUCACCGGAGUAUGCCCUGAGAGGUAAUUUUUCAGAGAAGUCAGAUGUGUACAGUUUUGGAGUUCUGAUGUUGGAGAUUGUGAGCGGGCAGAAGAGCACUGGCAUUUAUCAUCCUGAACAUCACCUGAGCUUAGUGGGAUAUGCUUGGGAAUUAUGGAGAGAAGGCAAAGGCUUGGAGCUAAUGGACUCAACUCUGGUUGAAUCCCAUUCUGAGCACCAAAUCUUAAGAUGCAUCCAUGUGGGUCUCUUGUGCGUACAAGAGUUUGCAGUGGAUAGGCCUACCAUGUCUGAUGUUAUUUCUAUGCUUACCAAUGAAUAUCUUCCUCUUCCUAUUCCAAAGCAAGCUGCAUUUUCCACUCAAAGACAGUUGACGGUGGCAGGUUUACUCGGCGGAGAAAACGAAUGUUUUUCUGCUUCAGCCACUAUGACCAUUUCCGAGAUGGAUCCCCGGUAAGGAUGGAAACAUCAACCUAUGAGAUACAUUAUAGUGUGAAAGAAAAGUUUCCUGUGUUCUAGUAAGACCCUUUUGGAGCUUCUUGUUAUGUGCAAUAAGAAUAUUGUUCAUGUGAUUUUUUAUCAGAAGAAAAGAAGAAGGGCGAAUUGUUUAUGCAAAUUGUUGUAGCCAUGCAUCAGAGAUAUACAAUUGGCAUCUUUCUUGAA
Juglans regia (Persian walnut) is the source of this 2812-nucleotide messenger RNA. Its product is annotated as G-type lectin S-receptor-like serine/threonine-protein kinase CES101. The record is from RefSeq and is a predicted model, not a curated record. NCBI's taxonomy places the organism in Eukaryota, Viridiplantae, Streptophyta, Magnoliopsida, Fagales, Juglandaceae. The transcript is spliced from 7 exons. Gene Ontology annotation, biological process: protein phosphorylation. Gene Ontology annotation, molecular function: protein serine/threonine kinase activity; ATP binding. Bases 288 to 2606 code for a protein of 772 amino acids.